This is a messenger RNA of Elgaria multicarinata webbii, 2206 nucleotides long. It is a transcript of the gene SLC46A2, whose product is annotated as solute carrier family 46 member 2. The transcript has 4 exons. Gene Ontology annotation, cellular component: membrane. The coding region runs from base 120 to 1469 and encodes 449 amino acids. Lineage: Eukaryota; Metazoa; Chordata; Lepidosauria; Squamata; Anguidae. Gene Ontology annotation, biological process: transmembrane transport. The record is from RefSeq and is a predicted model, not a curated record. Gene Ontology annotation, molecular function: transmembrane transporter activity.
GCUCUCUGUUUCUGCGUUUAGUGUAGUGAGUCUCACUUUUAUGAUCCAGAUCAGAAAUCCUGGCUUGGCUCCCAGGCUCUCUUUCUUCUGCCCUUAGCCAACACUGACUCUCAGCAAACAUGUUUGGGUUGAUGGAGAUGAGGACCUGGAUUGAGCCCGUUGUUGCUGGGGCUCAGCUUGCCAGCUCAUUCUAUGACACGGGGCUGCUGCUGGUGGUGAAGAAUUACUACAACCAGACUAACGUCUCCUCCUUCCUCUCCGACGAGGCUGUGCAGCAGAAAGCCAUCUCCAACUUCUACAUCAUCUACAAGCUCAUUGAUGGCCUGACCCCGCUGCUGACAGCUUACAGCCUGGCUAAACUGGGUGAUACGAAGAGCCAGAAGAUCUCCAUCUGCGUGCCUCUGGGCGGCUAUUUGAUCUCUCGGUUCCUUCUGCUCUGCUUGAUCAUGUUUUCAUGGCCGAUCGAGCUGAUGUACGGGGCUGCUGCCUGGCAUGGUCUGGCAGGAGGUUUCGCUACCUACUGGGGUGGCGUCAUGGCUGUGGGGUCUCAGAGCUCCUCCGAGAGCAGGAGAACACUGCGCCUCAUCAGCAUUGAGCUCAUCUAUGGCAUAGCCGGCUUUGUGGGGAGCAUUGCGUCUGGGCACCUCUUUCUCAGUUUCCACCUCGGUUACCAGCACGGCACGGUGCUGGCUUCUUGCAGCGUUGCCUUAUACGCUCUCUGUCUCCUCUACAGCAUGAUCAUCCUCCGAGUCCCCACGCCUGGAGGUUCCUGCCCAGCUACUACUGUGGCCCCCGAACAUCCUGACAGCAAGCUGGGUGAUGAUGACCAAGGGCCCAUCAUCCACGAAACAGAAAGGGACCCCCCAAUGGCCCCUUCCAAGCUUAUUAUUGCCAUGCUUUUUGUGGGGGCCAUCAUGUAUGACUUAUGUGUAGCAGGAGCCAUGGAUGUGCUGCCACUCUUCUUGCUCAAGGAACCCCUGAGCUGGGGACCAGUAUACAUUGGCUAUGCCAAUGCCGCCGGCUACCUGAUCUUCAUCACCAGCUUUCUGGGCGUCUUGGUGUUCUCCAGGUGUUUAAGGGACACCACGAUGAUCAUGAUCGGGAUCAUAUCCUUCUCAGCUGGGAUCCUCACCAUGGCCUUUGUGCAAAAGACGUACUUGUUUUACAUUGCUCGUGCAGUGAUGCUGUUUGCCCUCAUUCCCCUGCCAACCAUCAGGUCUUUGUUAUCGAAACAUGUAAGAGGAUCGUCAUAUGGAAAGUUGUUUGUUCUGCUGCAGCUGUCCCUGGUGAUCACAGGGGCUGUGACAUUAACAGCCUACAAUAAAAUCUACCAAACAACAAUCAUCUGGUUCAAUGGACUGUGCUUCCUAUUGUCAUGUGGCAUCGGUUGCCUAAGUCUGAUCCCCAUCAGUAUCGUAGCGUACAAGCAACAAGUAUCGUCUGGCUCGCUGGAGAUUUUAACCAACUGAGAGUAGAAAGGGCUGUACCUUUUUCAGAAGAAGACAUAUGGACUAGAACCAAUUCCACGUUCCAGCAGUCUGCUGCAUCAACUGUAUGAAAGGCCCCUUCGGUCUUGAGGCUGCACUAUGAGAACUGCUUAACUUUUAGGAGCUAGUCUCAGUAUUAACUCAUGCAUGCAGGAUGGGACAGCAGCCUAAAAAAGAAAAAGAUGGGUGCGGGGGGAGAGUCCACAGAACAAGUGAGAUUAGGAUUUACCACGGAGGUAGAGUUGCCAUUCUCCCUGCUUUUCCUAUCUGCCAGAGUUGCUACUGGAAUCACUUUGCACAGAACCAGUUCUACUUUCCACACAGACACUGUGGUUCUUAACUCUGGUCUCCUCUGUGCAUCUCUCCCAUCUCUGAAAGCAAAUGUCCACAGCAACCAAGGCGCCCUCUUUCUAGAACUUCCCUUUCUAGAGGUCUUCAAGCAGAGGCCGGACACAACAGCUUGGGAUGCUCUAGCUCUGGAAUGCCUGUAUCGAGGUGGGGAUUGGACCUAGGGUGUGUGAAUCUGCCUGGGUCCAGUCCAGGGGAUGGCCAUGAUGGGGAAAACCAGCUCUCUUGGGGCUUGAUGAAUUUCCACGGAGGUCCCCAGCCUGGCUUGUGGAUUUUGUCUAAAGUGUCCCCUUUAAAACAGCAAGCAAUUUUCAUACGUUGGGCGAAUUACAACCUAUUUUAUGUAAAUUGUGGCUGUAAAGUGCUUAGGU